UAAAAGUAUAAAUAUUAUAAAAAAACGUACAAGACCGUAUUGGAUAGCAUAUUGUUAUUUAUCUCUUUAAAUAUGAUGAAACUCCACCAUAUUUUCUGAUUUUAUGAACCUAUACUAUAUUAUGUAAAGUACUAUUUGGUCAAGCUAUAAAAUAAUGCUGUUCAGGGGAAAAAAGCUAAACUUAUAGAAUAUUAUACCAUUUAUCUUUCCUUUCAUUUCGGUUUAGCAACCAAACAGCUUACUUUCACUAACACUACAUUUUCUAACACUUAUUAUAUUUUAAAAUUCCGAUAAUAAUUCAACACUGUCUUAUAGCAUUUAUUUACACUUCAUUGGAACAAAUUCUUUUCAUAAAACUCCCUGACCAAUUAUAUUGCCAUAAUAUUAUAAUGGUUUUUUUUUUAAUUAAUAUUGAUGACAAGGCAAAAUAAUGGUUCUCAUUUUGAUGAAAUUUGUCCCUCAUCAAAUAUAGUAGUAUGUGUCCUUUAACACAUGUAGCAUGGUCAACCAGUCCAAUAUGAACUGAUAAAUACAGAUACGGUGGUUUUUUUUUUCUAGAAUCGUUUACAAAAUCAAAUUCAAUGCGGGCAUAAAUUUUAUCACACACAACAUCCUAAUUAAACCCAUGGAUUUCACACCAAAUUAAUUAGUACAAUUUAACAAGCGAAACGACAUGACCUUACGAUAAAAUGAAUUCAACCGAUAACAAAACAGUAUUGUGUUGUCCCUUCAAAGAGUUCUGGUACACGAUUACAUUUAAUGUUUCAAUGUAGUUUAAAAGUUUGUACAAUACGACUGUGUUACUUUACUUGAACUUUCUGAUUGUGUGAGAAUUUGUGAGACUUAGUACUUUUGUCUUUCGUGUACACUUGACGUGCCAUAAGUGUCAGAGGUGGUGAAGAGACGAUGUCGACCUAUUUAUAUUACUUAUCCGGUGUAACUCUGGCAGUUCUGGUGAUCGUGUAUCUCUUUGCUGGUGAUCAACAAUGCUAUUUAUAUAAUAUGUCCUGCAGUGCUAAUUCUACCCCAACUGGAAACCAGCGGUCUGGAUCCAGGACUGUCUCAACGUUGCAGUUUGUCGCUGUUUUUAGCCGACACGGAAGUAGAGCUCCAGUCUUCUCGUACCCCACGAGUGAGUAUCAAGUGAACGACAGAAAGGUUUGGCCACACGGAGGAGGUCAACUCACAACGAGAGGUCGAUUCCGAAUGUACCAACUGGGUGAAAAGCUUCGCUCUCUGUACAACGGGUUCUUGGAUGACCUGUACCACCCAGGGGAUAUCGUGGUCUACAGCACUCACGUGGAUCGAUGUUUCGACAGCGCUCAGCUGAUCCUGGCUGGUCUCUACCCACCACGAGAUUUCCAAGUGUGGAACCGCAACAUACCCUGGCAGCCUAUCCGUAUCUUAUACACUAACAAGGACCACGUUUUGUUAAUACUUUCUAUGGCGACAAAAUGGUCAAAAAUGUGUUCCAAAUUUCGCACCGAACAAGAGAAGUCUUUGGCCAGACUAGAACGAGAUUUUGGCUCUAAUUUGACACGAAUGUUGGAAUACUCGCUGCCUUACACGUCUCUGGACGCGGGCAGUCUUACGCUGAAUACCUCAAUCGGUUCAAUGUGGAUGGACACUUACACUCUGUGGGAGUCGAUAGUCAACCCGAAGAUGGAGGGUCUCAAACUCCCAUCCUGGGUCUCAGAGAUAUAUCCUCAGCCCAUCACCUCCCUCAUGAUAGAGGCGUUCAAGGCAGGAAUAUCCGGGUCUGACACCAUGCUUAGACUCAUGGCAGGAGAGUUAUUUGAGGAAGCGGUACGUUUUAUGGAAGCCAGACUGAAAAAUGAGACCAGUUUGGCGAGACAACUCUACCUCUACGUCGGCCACGACUUCACAAUAGUGGGUCUUCAGCGUAUCCUGGGUCUGACAGACACUUGCCACUGGGUGGUGGAGCCUAGCUCCGCCUUGAUCCUAGAACUUCAUACGGACCCAGCCACACAUGGAUCCUACAUUAAGGUCCUCUACAUAGACGGCAUUUCGAAGGACUUGGAACCUGUUGAGCUUGCCAUCCCUGGUUGUGACUAUCCUUGCAGCCUUUACCAAUUGAAGAGCAUGACAGAGAAGUAUUUUAAUGUAACAGACUGGCAAAAAGAAUGUGAAAGUUGAUGUUCUGUAAAUAUAUUUAAUAAUUCAAAAA
Homalodisca vitripennis (glassy-winged sharpshooter) is the source of this 2188-nucleotide messenger RNA. Its product is annotated as prostatic acid phosphatase-like. The transcript has 7 exons. Gene Ontology annotation, molecular function: phosphatase activity. Gene Ontology annotation, biological process: dephosphorylation. The record is from RefSeq and is a predicted model, not a curated record. Lineage: Eukaryota; Metazoa; Arthropoda; Insecta; Hemiptera; Cicadellidae. Bases 907 to 2157 code for a protein of 416 amino acids.